AUGACUACUAUUUCAAGAUUCAGCCAGAAGUCCAUAAGUGAUCUUGCAACUCUCAAGCAGAGUAAAGAUGAGCCUGCUCAAGACUUCAUAACUAGGUUCAGAAUGAAAUGCUGGAUUCCUAUGGAAGAAAGACACUUUAUUCAAAUAGCUCAAACUGCCCUCAAGAUUUCUCUAAGAAAGAGAUUUGAUGAGAUUCUAUUCGGAGACUUGGCAAAACUGGCAGACAAGGCAUCUAAAUAUGAGGAACUGCUUAGGGAAGAACAACAAAAGAGAAACUCCUCAAAAGGCACAUAUUACAAGACACCAUCUUCCUCAGUACAUUUGGUUGAAGUCGAGACAGAAGAAGGCAUAGAAAGUUUUCGAAAGAAAGGGAAGUUGCAAUGGCAGAAAUGGCAAAAUUAA
Molecule: messenger RNA, 402 nt
Organism: Prunus armeniaca (apricot)
Lineage: Eukaryota; Viridiplantae; Streptophyta; Magnoliopsida; Rosales; Rosaceae
Source: the annotation of a GenBank genome assembly